AUGAACUACACCGUAUCAGACACUAAGAUAGCCACCUGCGAUUCCUUAAAGAAGGACAACAUUUUUCCAAAUAAAGAACCACAAGAUUUAAUGGGAUGUUUCUUUAAAGUCGUCGAUGGUCAAUUCACGUUGUUUCAAGCUGAAACUAUAGUGGAUGGAGAAGCUACGGUGUUAAAGGUGCCACAGAACAUGCUGACUGUCUACCAUGAAAUUUUGAUUCGAAAGAAUCUCACCAUCACAAAUAGUUUUCAAAAACUUAUGACUAGACUCGGGGAAGCUGGCAUAAGUGAUCGACUGUACCACGAAGGUUUGGGAAUAUUAACAGAAGCGAAAGUGCUUAUCGAUGGUCAAUUCACGUUGUUUCAAGCUGAAACUAUAGUGGAUGGAGAAGCUACGGUGUUAAAGGUGCCACAGAACAUGCUGACUGUCUACCAUGAAAUUUUGAUUCGAAAGAAUGUCACCAUCACAAAUAGUUUUCAAAAACUUAUGACUAGGCUCGGGGAAGCUGGCAUAAGUGAUCGACUGUACCACGAAGGUUUGGGAAUAUUAACAGAAGCGAAAGUGCUUAACGAUGCUCAAUUCACGUUGUUUCAAGCUGAAACUAUAGUGGAUGGAGAAGCUACGGUGUUAAAGGUGCCACAGAACAUGGUGACUGCCUACCAUGAAAUUUUGAUUCGAAAGAAUCUCACCAUCACAAAUAGUUUUCAAAAACUUAUGACUAGGCUCGGGGAAGCUGGCAUAAGUGAUCGACUGUACCACGAAGGUUUGGGAAUAUUAACAGAAGCGAAAGUGCUUAUCGAUGGUCAAUUCACGUUGUUUCAAGCUGAAACUAUAGUGGAUGGAGAAGCUACGGUGUUAAAGGUGCCACAGAACAUGCUGACUGUCUACCAUGAAAUUUUGAUUCGAAAGAAUCUCACCAUCACAAAUAGUUUUCAAAAACUUAUGACUAGACUCGGGGAAGCUGGCAUAAGCGAUCGACUGUACCACGAAGCUUUGGGAAUUUUAACAGAAGCGAAAGUGCUUAUCGAUGGUCAAUUCACGUUGUUUCAAGCUGAAACUAUAGUGGAUGGAGAAGCUACGGUGUUAAAGGUGCCACAGAACAUGCUGACUGUCUACCAUGAAAUUUUGAUUCGAAAGAAUGUCACCAUCACAAAUAGUUUUCAAAAACUUAUGACUAGGCUCGGGGAAGCUGGCAUAAGUGAUCGACUGUACCACGAAGGUUUGGGAAUAUUAACAGAAGCGAAAGUGCUUAGUCUAAGUCUAAAAAAUACCCUCAUGGACAUUGGCACCUCCAUAUUCUCUUGUAGCCAAGCCUACGUGGCGCUGUCACGAGUAACAAAUCUUCAUGGGGUGCACCUCAUAAAUGUUGAAUUCAAGAGUAUAAAAGCUCAAGCUUCAGCUAUCACAGAAUACAACCGGCUUAGGCACGAUGCUCAAUUCACGUUGUUUCAAGCUGAAACUAUAGUGGAUGGAGAAGCUACGGUGUUAAAGGUGCCACAGAACAUGGUGACUGCCUACCAUGAAAUUUUGAUUCGAAAGAAUCUCACCAUCACAAAUAGUUUUCAAAAACUUAUGACUAGGCUCGGGGAAGCUGGCAUAAGUGAUCGACUGUACCACGAAGGUUUGGGAAUAUUAACAGAAGCGAAAGUGCUUAUCGAUGGUCAAUUCACGUUGUUUCAAGCUGAAACUAUAGUGGAUGGAGAAGCUACGGUGUUAAAGGUGCCACAGAACAUGCUGACUGUCUACCAUGAAAUUUUGAUUCGAAAGAAUCUUACCAUCACAAAUAGUUUUCAAAAACUUAUGACUAGGCUCGGGGAAGCUGGCAUAACUGAUCGACUGUACCACGAAGCUUUGGGAAUUUUAACAGAAGCGAAAGUGCUUAUACACUCAAGAAUCAAUACAAUCACACCAGCAGUCCCCAUAGACAUUGUAACGGAGACUGUACAAGGAAAAUUCACAAUAAAGAGAACGCCAAUACUUCUCAUGAUACCAGACAAGGAGCCACUGUUCCGAAGACAACACCAGACGAAUACGCAACAAACAACAACGACAAUCCCAAAGCAGCUGUACUUGAAAUAUCACGCCAGUGAAUAUAUUCAGGACUAUGAUCAGCCAUUCAUUGCUCCCGUGAAACCACAAUACGAAGUGCCAAGUAUAAAUCAUGGCCAACAAUUGUUCCAUGGACAGAUGAUACCCUUAAUGAAGAAGGUGGUCGAUAUAAGAGCUUUCAAACCUCCUCGGCAUCGGGUACCUUUUACACCUCCAGAUCUGAUCGAAGUACCUGAACGGCACUGGCACUAUUCACAUGUCAAUUUCCAUCGACCAAAUCAUCCUUUGAUUCGCCUACAUGAUGACUGAGAAACGAUUGAUUUUAUUUAUCCAUUCUUUCAAUUAUAUGAAGGGUCAUUU
Molecule: messenger RNA, 2409 nt
Organism: Chilo suppressalis (striped riceborer)
Lineage: Eukaryota; Metazoa; Arthropoda; Insecta; Lepidoptera; Crambidae
Source: the annotation of a GenBank genome assembly